AUGGAAAAAUUGAACCUAAAACCUGGUGAAAAAUGUUCUAAUUUGGCUUUUAUUUCUCCCGAAGUAUUAAAAAGAGAAACAGAGUGCGGAGGAGUUAAUUUACAAAGUGAGAAUGAAAUAUUUUUUGUCCCCAAAGGGAGCAAACUAAUUAGGGAAAAAGAAACCCAAACAAAAUUGAGUUGUGAAGAAAUUGAAGAGUUGACAAAAAAAUUAGAAGAAUUAGAAACUAAAUUAUCAGAAGCCGAAAAACUAAAAAGAGAUAAUAACCUAGAAGUUCAAGACCAAAUAACUGAAUUAACUACUGAGCGAGAUAACAUUCAACGAGAAUUAACUAACCAGCAAACUGAAAUAACUCAAUUAAAUAAUAUUUUACAAACUACUCAGCAAGAAAGAGACCGAAUUCAGCAAAAUAGUUUUACCCCCGAGGGAUAUGAGGAAUUAAAAACAAAAUUGUUUGAAAUGAUUUUGCGAGAAAUAAAAGAUUGGGAAUUGAUUUUUUCUGGCACUGAUGAUGUAGAAUAUUUUCGACAUAAACUAAGCAAAAAGAGAAUAAAUGUAAACGCUGUUUUUGGUUUCAAGCAAAGUUAUCGAAUAAUGGGAGAAUUAGGCUACCGAAAAAAUAUUUGGGAAAAUUACGAAGAAACAAUAAAAGGUUGGGAAGAAAGAGAUAGGCAUAAUAGCAAUAAUCAAUCAUCCCAACCUGAAACCCAACCAACUAAAAAUCCAACUCAAGAGCAAACCCCUCAAAACAAUUCUCCUUCAAUCAACAAUCCUCCAACUUCAAACCAAAAGCCAGAAAACCAAAACAAUCCUUCCCCUAACCAAGACCAACUAACCGAACCAACUAAUAAAGACAAUUCACCUACUCCAUCAGAUCAAUCAAAUAAUCCCCUCCCCUCCAAUACCGAUAUCCAAUCCCACUGCAAUUCAGAUAAAGAUAAAUCAAUCAUCGAAAAUAACUCUACUCUAACCACUCCCGCACAAAAAGACCAAGCCCAGGAACUCCUAAAACUAAUCAUUACCACGGAACCAUUAGUUAAAGAUCAGAAGUUUAAUCAACAAAUUUUAUCUCAACUAAUUAAAGAAAAAGAUAACAAUACUCUGGCUUAUCAACUCUUAAAUCAAGAAGGAAGAAUAGAGCAAGCAAUCAGUCAAUUACAAAGUAUCCAAAAAAAAUUAAAGAAUAAUGAUAAAACAGUGGAUAAUCAUCAACCAUCUGCUCUUUCUCUAUCUACUAAAUUAUUAAUUGGCGAAAAAAGUGAAAUUUCUCCCCCGAUAAGUGGCAAAAAAAAAAGCCUCUUGUUGACCGGUAAAAAUGAGUAUGAAAAAUUAGACCGAGAAUUAAAAGAAUAUCAGGAGUUAAGUCAAGAAGUAAGCAAGGAGGAGCAAAGUUUUCUCCUAGUUGAGAUUAAAAAUUUGGAAGAAAAAAAAGCGGAAUUAAUUAAUAAAAUUAAAGAACAAAUAAUUGAAGAAGAAGGAAACA
Molecule: messenger RNA, 1483 nt
Organism: Ambispora leptoticha
Lineage: Eukaryota; Fungi; Glomeromycota; Glomeromycetes; Archaeosporales; Ambisporaceae
Source: the annotation of a GenBank genome assembly